Clunio marinus is the source of this 5474-nucleotide messenger RNA. NCBI's taxonomy places the organism in Eukaryota, Metazoa, Arthropoda, Insecta, Diptera, Chironomidae. The record is from the annotation of a GenBank genome assembly.
AAUUAUUAAUUUAAUUGGAUAAAGUUUUCAUUUCACUCUUUUGUGAUACAAGGAAAUUUAGAAGGUCCCAUUUAAGUUAAUCAUGAAAGUUUAAAUUGACAUCAAAAAAGAAAUUAAAGUUAAAAUUAUAAUCAGAUUAAUGCAAAAAUAAAAUCAAUUUGAAGUAUUUAAAUUACUAUUAAACUGUGUGAAGUUAGUUGAUCAAUUGCAGAGAUAAAAGAAAUCAACUAAUGGUUAAUUAAAUUUGUUAAUGUUGAAGAAAAUUAAAUUAAUAAAUAAUUUAUUUGACAAAGAAAGAAAAGAAAUUUUCAGUGCACUUAUAAGGAUUUAAAAACGCCACGUUCACUUUUUCUUACUUAAUUUACGACUAAAGAAAGUCUUUCAUAAUGAGCUUAUUAGCUUACGAUUCAUUGCCAUCCCCAGACAAACGAUUUGAGUUGAAGGAAAUAAUUGGAACUGGUGUAUGCUCAAAGGUUUACCGAGCGAUCGAUAAAGAAGAAAAUAACCGAUCAGUCGCUAUAAAAUGUCAACGUUACGAAAAAGAUAUGAUUACACAUAUCAAUGAAGAAUAUCGAAUUUUGCGUGACUUUUCAUCACAUCCAAAUCUUCCCGACUUUCAUGGAGUUUAUCGGAAACAAUUUACAACUGUGCAGCCUGACGAAAUUUGGUUCAUUUUAGAGUUUUGUGAGCCAGGCUCAGUCAUUGAUAUCAUAAAAUCUCUUCACGCAAUUAAUAAGAGAAUUUCUGAAGAACACAUUGCUUACAUAUUAAGUGAAACUGCUAAGGGUUUGUUACACCUUCAUGAGAAUCACGUGAUUCAUCGUGAUGUUCGAGGAAGUAACAUUUUGAUGGCUAAUGAUGGGUCAAUCAAGUUAUGUGACUUUGGACUUGCGAGAGAUUUGAAUUCAAAUAAUGGUAAGAGAUCCACUUUUAUUGGAUCACCAAACUGGAUGGCACCAGAAGUUGUUGCGAGUUCUAAGAGAGACAAGAACAGUGUUUAUGAAAAUCGAGCUGACGUUUGGGCUUUGGGAAUCACAGCAAUUGAAUUGGCUGAUGGUAAACCGCCAUUUGGUGAUAUGAAUCCAACACGAACAAUGUUUCAAAUAUUGAGAAAUCCUCCCCCAACUUUAUAUCGUCCAUCCAAUUGGAGUCAAAAUUUUAAUGAUUUUAUUGCUGAAUGUUUGGAGAAGAAUCCUGAUCACAGACCAUUUCUAGCAGAACUGAUGGAGCAUCCUUUUUUCACUGAACUCCCUGCAAAUAGUUACCAUCUUUCUCAAGAACUGAAAAUUCUUCAAAGCGAUAUCGAAUCAAUAAACUUUCCAUUGCAACACGAAUCGAUUAUUUGUCAAGGAUACAUUCAGACACAUGACAAUAAGCUCGAGAAAAUGUUUGUUGAAGAUCUUGCUGCAUUGGAGCCACUUUCCGAUGAUGCAGUAAAUCCAAACAAAGAACUUUCAGCUUACGAUCGAAAGUUCCAUAAUCGUUACAUGUAUAAAUCACGUUCUGAAAACGCGCCACACAUUUUCGCAGUGGCUGACAGUGCUUAUCAAGACAUGCUUCAUCAUGAAGAACAACAAUUUGUCUUAUUUUCCGGAGAAAGUUAUUCUGGUAAAACAACAAACAUGAGAUUAGCUUUUAAACAUCUCGUAAUGAUGGGUGAAGGAAAUGCCGGAGUUGCUAAAAGAGUGACAAACGCUUUGCAAGCCAUCACUGCUUUGACUCAUUCGGGAACUUUACUAAAUCAAGAUUCAACUCGAUGCGUUUUACAACUUCAAAUGACUUUUGGGCGAACUGGAAAAUUGAGUGGAGCUUUACAAAUUAGUUUUCUUCUUAGGUCACAACCGAAUUUUCACAUUUUUUAUUAUUUUUAUGAUGCAAUGGAAGCUGAAGAGCGAUUGAAAGAUUUUAAUUUGGAAUGUGGACGGCAAUAUCGUUAUCUUCGUGUUCCUGACAAUUACAUUAAAUCAAAGUUAAGUCAUGUGCGUGACGAUCCACUUGGAAAUGCCAUGAAAUUCAAAGAAUUUGAACAAUCUUUGUUAGCUCUUGAUUUUCCACAAGACACACUUGAAUCGAUCUACAAGAUUUUAGCAGCUAUUUUGAUUCUUGGUGAGAUUCGAUUUAAAGAAAGUGAAACUGAUCGUAAAGCUGCCGUUGUCAAUCCGAAUGUGAUUGAGUCAGUCGCUGAGUUCUUGAAGGUCGACGAAAAGAAAUUUCAGUGGAGUUUGGUUAAUUAUUGCAUUGUCAUUAAAGGAAGUGUUGAGAAACGUCGACACACAGCUGAUGAAGCCAGAGAUGCAAGAGAUGUUCUAGCUGGAACAAUUUAUGCUAGACUUGUUGACUUUAUAGUCAACACAAUUAAUCAUAAGCUUGCAUUUAAUCGAGCAAUCUUUGGCGAUGUUCAUUCCAUAAUCUUAAUGGAUCUCUUUGGUUUUGAAUGCAAUACGAAGAAUCAUUUCGAGCAAUUAAUUGUCAACUCAUUUAAUGAACAAAUGCAAUAUCACUUCAAUCAACGUUGUUUUAUUUGGGAAAUGAUUGAACAAGAAGAAGAACAUGUUCCGGUAACAAAGUUGCAGUUUUAUGACAAUAAAAUUGCUGUCGAUCACUUGAUGAGUAAUCCCAAAGGAUUAUUUCAUGUCAUCGAUGAUGCAAGUCGUGGUCAAUAUUCGUAUGAAUACAUAACUGAAUCAAUAAAUAAUCGGAAAUCGCCUUAUGUACAACGUUACACUGCUCAUGAGUUUACUGUUGCGCAUUACACUGGAAAAGUCACUUACGACUCAAGAGAUCUAAUGGAGAAGAAUCGAGAUUUUAUUCCACCUGAAAUGAUGGAAACUUUACGUGGAUCGACGGAGUUCAUCAUUAAAAUUUGCUUCAGUAAUCCAUUGACAAAAAGUGGAAACUUGACAAUGGCUUUGAGUACUGAUGUGGUUGAAUCAACGACAAAUGACAAACGAAAGUCAAGAUGGGGAGCUGCUUUGUUGGGUGAAAAAUAUAAAUCUAGGAAAAUGAACACUUUGUCACGUGGUCAAUAUUCACAAAUCCAUAAAAUGCGAACGCUUGCUUCAAUCUUUCGUGGAACUUCUUUAGAGAUUCUCAAAAAUCUUUCAGUGGUUUCAAACAGCAGCGGAGUUCAUUAUGUUCGUUGUAUGAGAGCUGAUCUUGAGUAUCGUGAAUUGGGAUUGAAUGAAGAAGUUGUUCGUCAACAAAUGCGUGCGAUGUCCAUCUUGGAUACAGCAAGAGCUCGUCAGAAAGGAUUUUCAGUGAGAAUUCCUUUCGCAGAAUUUUUGAGACGAUACAAAUUUCUUGCCUUUGAGUUUGAUGAAAAUGUUGAAAUCACGAAGGAAAAUUGUCGAUUAUUGCUUAUUCGAUUGAAAAUGGAAGGAUGGCUUAUUGGAACAUCAAAAGUGUUUUUAAAAUAUUAUAACGAAGAAUUUCUUGCUCGUUUGUAUGAAACGCAAGUCAAGAAAAUCAUCAAAGUUCAGUCAAUGAUGAGAGCUUUUCUUGCAAAGAGACAAGUUUGUGACAAAAUGAAAACAGCAAUUGCUACAAUUCCAAAAUUAUGUCGUGAGAAAUCCGAAGAAAUGGAUCCAGAAGUUGCUGUAAUUAAAAUUCAGACAGCCUUUCGUGGUUAUCAAAUUCGAAAGAAAUAUGGGCCAUUAAUUAAUAGCAAGACGGGGAAAAUUGAUUUUGUAACAGCAAAGUUUAUUGAGCCUUACGCAUUCCGUUGGAAGAAGAAAUCAAUUUAUCAAAUUUUAUUGCAAUAUCGUUCAAUUCGUCAUUUGGAUUUGGUGAACUUUUCUCAGCAAGUUCACAUAUAUAAUCAACGGAUGGUGACUGGCUUGACGAUAACUGCAAAUUGUGUUUUGUUAGAUAAAAUUGAUCUCAAGCAAAUCAAUAAAGAGCAACUUGGACCAUUGCGUCGAGCAGUGUGGAAAAUUCCAUUCCGUUUGGAUGAAAUUCCUUUCUUCGACACAACAUAUUUGUGUGAACCAGCUCAACCAACUCAUUUCACAUCUUAUGAAGAAGAAACUGAGCCAUGGGACGCACCAUUCCGUCAUCGUAACAAUGUGUCAACUCAUAUCAGCAGCCACUUGUACAGUGGAUUAAGACGAGAAUCGAAUUACUCUGAGAUUGGAUCGGAUGAUGGAGUGCUUGUUAAUGAACCAUUUACGCGUGAUCCAAAUAUUCAAAUAAAGAAAUUAAAAGCGAGACGUUACGACAAUUCACCUCGUCCAAGCAUCGUAACGCCUAUUGAUGAGUCUCGUCGUUCUUCUCAUGCAUCAACACCAUUGAAAAAAUCUCACAUUGGAAAUCUACUUGAAAAGUUCAACGAAAAGCAAUUAUUUGCUGAUGAUAAAGUUUAUAAGAAAAGAUCAGCUCCAAAACCACCAGCCGAUGGCUUCAAUGAAAAUUUGGAACAUCGAACAAGAGUUCAAAAAAAAGCAAAUGCGCCACCGCGACCUUCCUCGCCACAUCAAAUUCCAAAACCUGAUCCAAUCAAGGAAAUGCAAUCAAUUGGGAAAAUUGAAACAACUCCAGAUGAUAAUGAACCACCUUUUAAUUUUCAGGGGAUGUUGAGAAAAACGAAAUAUCAUCGAAGUUCUAUGAAACGAACGGGUGAAAGCAACUUGUCUACUAUUACAGAUGACAACAAUAAUUCAGAGUCGUACGUCGAAAGUUUGAACAGCUAUUCAACUGUCGUCUUUCACAGCAAGGUAGAAGAUCCAAUUCCACUCGUUGCACGAAAAUCCCCACAAUUAGAGAAAUCUGAGUGCAGACCAGAUACAAAGGAUCUUAAUGCUAAUCCUAAAUUCGUGCAAGAAGAAAUUGUUCCAGGUAUAAUUGUCGAGGGUUAUGUUGAGGAUUUGUAGUAAUUGAAAGAUUUAUUAAGCCUUAUGCAUUCCAUUUUGGAUUGAAAGUGAAUAAAAUGUUGGAAAAUAUUCGUAUCUAAACAUUAAUUCAAACGAGCAUGACUUAAAUUCAUUGUCAUUAUUUCAAUUGUCUUACAAAUGAUUCUUAAUGUAGAAAAGAUUUUAAAAACGAAUGAACAUGUUGCAAUGACACACUCCCUUAAAUUUCAAACUUUAGAUAAAAGCAAUAAAAUGUUUAAUGAGAGAAAGAAUAAAAGAGUUGUUUGUCUAAAUCAGCUGUUUUAUGGCAAUGAUUUCUCUCAUUAUUCGCAUCCUUUGAAAUCUGUUAUCUACGAAAGCUUACAAAUACAUAAAUCAAGAUGGAGGGAGAAGAUCUUCAGCCAUUGGUUCCUUGAUUGGUUCUUACAAGAGAGAAAUGAGAGAGAAAAAGGAUUAAAAAAAUUAUUGAGAAUUAUUUCUGAGAAAGAGAAUUUCGCUUAUAAAAGAAAGCAUAAAUCAUAAAUAUUCAUCAUAACUUUUCCUUCUUGCUAGCCGUACAGAAGUCCUUAAGAGUUUUAACUAGUGAAGUUAUUAGAAAUAUUUAUCAAAUUAGAAAAACAUUGUUCC